This is a messenger RNA of Chlorocebus sabaeus (green monkey), 3424 nucleotides long. RefSeq names its product zinc finger protein 233 (gene ZNF233). Gene Ontology annotation, biological process: regulation of DNA-templated transcription. Lineage: Eukaryota; Metazoa; Chordata; Mammalia; Primates; Cercopithecidae. Gene Ontology annotation, molecular function: RNA polymerase II cis-regulatory region sequence-specific DNA binding; DNA-binding transcription factor activity, RNA polymerase II-specific. The record is from RefSeq and is a predicted model, not a curated record.
CUUCCGCUGCAGGAGGGCCAGGCAGCCGUCAUCAAUCCCCUCUGGGAGGACCCUGCCCUUCCCUAGAAGGAGCAGGAGAAAAUGACCAAGUUUCAGGAGAUGGUGACAUUCAAGGAUGUGGCUGUGGUCUUCACUAGGGAGGAGCUGGGGUUGCUGGACCUUGCCCAGAGAAAGCUGUACCAAGAUGUGAUGCUGGAGAACUUCAGGAACCUGCUGUCAGUGGGCUAUCACCCCUUCAAACUAGAUGUGAUACUACAGUUGGGAAGAGAAGACAAGCUUUGGCUGAUGGAGACAGAAAUCCAAGGAGAUGGCUGUUCAGGACACAGGAAUCAAAAGGAGAUAGAUACCCUUCAAGAAGUAAGAUUAAGAUUCCUUUCAUAUGAAGAACUUAUAUGCUGGCAAAUAUGGGAACAAUUUACAAGUAAAUUAACCAGUAAUCAAGACUUCAUAAUAAAUCUUCAAGGUCAGAUGUCCAAGUUGCUAAAACAAGGUGAUUCCCUCUGUCAGGUGUGGACAGGAGAAUCUAUUCAGGUCUCUGAAGAUGAGAACUAUACAAUAAAGGGGCAAGGGGAGAGUUCAAAUAGCAUCAAAAAUCAAGAGCUUCCAAUGAGGACCACCUGGGAUUUCUGGAGGAAAAUGUAUCUGAGAGAACCACAGAAUUAUCAGAGUAGGUGUCAGCAAAUUGAUGUAAAAAAUAAUCUCUGUAAAUGUGAUCAUUGUGUUAGGCAAAGGAUUGCUCAUCAACAUGAUGGUCAUGCAGUACACAAAAGAGAGAAAGCUUUUAGCCACAAUAAUUGUGGAAAAGACUGUGUGAAGGAAUCAUCCCAGCAUAGCAUAAUCCAAUCAGGAGAGCAAACCUCUAAUGAGAAUGGAAAAGGCUUCAGUGUUGGCUCUCAUCUUGAACUUCACCAGCAACUACACUUAGAAGACAAGCCUCAUGUAAGUGUCGAGUAUGGGAAGGGCAUAGGUUACAGCUCAGGGCUUCCCAGGCAUCAAUGCGUCCACAUAGGAGAGAAAUGCUAUCAGAAUGGUGACAGUGGUGAGGGCUUCAGUCAGGGCUCACAUCUGCAACCUCAUCAGAGAGUCAACACAGGAGAGAACCUCUACAGAUGUCAGGUAUGUGCCCAGAGCUUCAACCAGAACUCCUGUCUUCCCUCUCAUGAGCUUACUCACCCAGGAGAGAAGUUGUGUACAUGUGGCAGGUGUGGGAAGGGCUUCCAUCAUAGCUUAGAUUUUGACACUCACUGUGUAGAUAGUGCUGGGGAGAGAGCCUGUAAAUGUGAUGUAUAUGAUAAAGGCUUCAGUCAGACAUCACAACUUCAAGCCCAUCAGAGAGGUCACUCUAGAGAGAAGACAUACAAAUGGGAAGUAAGUGACAGGAUAUUUAAUAGGAAUUCUGGUCUUCAUCAGAGAGUUCACACUGGAGAGAAACCAUAUAAAUGUGAGGUAUGUGAUAAGGGCUUCAGUAAGGCCUCAAAUCUUCAAGCCCAUCAGAGAAUCCACACUGGAGAGAAACCCUACAAAUGUGAUGUGUGUGAUAAGAACUUCAGCCGUAAUUCCCACCUUCAGGCCCAUCAGAGAGUCCAUACAGGAGAGAAACCCUACAAAUGUGACACAUGUGGGAAGGACUUCAGUCAGAUCUCUCACCUUCAGGCCCAUCAGAGAGUUCACACAGGAGAGAAGCCAUACAAAUGUGAGACAUGUGGGAAGGGCUUUAGCCAGAGUUCGCAUCUCCAGGACCAUCAGCGAGUCCAUACUAGAGAGAAACCCUACAAAUGUGAUGUGUGUGGGAAAGGCUUCAGUUGGAGUUCACAUCUUCAAGCCCAUCAGAGAGUCCACACAGGAGAGAAACCAUACAAAUGUGAAGAAUGUGGGAAAGGCUUCAUCUGGAACUCAUAUCUUCAUGUUCAUCAGAGGAUCCAUACGGGAGAGAAACCCUAUAAAUGUGGCAUGUGUGGUAAGAGCUUCAGUCAGACCUCACAUCUUCAAGCCCAUCAGAGAGUCCAUACUGGAGAGAAACCAUACAAAUGUUUUGUGUGUGGUAAGGGCUUUAGUAAGAGUUUGUCUUCAGAUUCAUCAGAGAGUCCAUGAUGGUGAUAAAUCCAUUAAUCAUGAUGAGUGUGAUAGAGGUGCUCUUCAAGACUUAGACUUCUCAUUUUCCUAGAAAAUCCGCACAGCAGAGAAUAUUUAUGAAAUGUCAUGUUUUAAGAAUUCAUGAGUGAGCUGAGUUUUUAUAGUCAUCUGAAUUCCAUUGAAGAAAACCUAUUUUUUGUAUGAAUAUGACCAGUUUCAAGCAGAGCUCAAAAUGUCACAGUUGUCAAGAGAACACAAAACAGAGAAACCCUAUAAAGAAUGAUACAAUACAUUUCAAUCAGAACCUUCACAUUCAAUAAGCAAUAUGCAGGAGUGAAGACUUCAAAAUGAUAAGGUCAGAACUUUAGCAAAAGUAUAAUGAGGGACAUGACGAAAUCUGUGUCCACUAGAAUCUAAGCUCCAUGCAGGAACACUGUUUGCUGCUGUAUAAUCGUGACCUUGAACCAGUACCUAACAAAUAGUGGCUUCCCUGGAAUUAACUUGAUAGGAAAAAUCUAUCAUAUAUAGGACAUAUAUUUGAACAUUUUAGUGAGCUCAGCCCCAAUUCGUCAUUAUAAUUGUACUGGGAAAAGGAUUCUUGCAAGAAGUCUUAAAAUAAAUUCAAGGAAAUGACAUUUAAUUAAAACACAGAAAACCAUGCAGUCUACAAUUUGAGUAAUAUUUUAGCAAUUGGCUUCUGUCCUCAGUUCGGCUUCAUUUUUCAAGCAGUAACAGGCCAAAGUUUCUAUCUGAUCAUUUAAGACUUUUUCCACACAGUGUACAGCUGUGCUAUGUUUCUUUGGUGGGGGCUUUUGUGAUAGAAACAGACUGAAUUAAGAAAAAAAUCCCAACUGGUUUUUAGUUCCAUAAAGCUUCAUGAGAAAGGUUUUGCAAAAAAGGGGAACAUCAUAUAGCAUGCAUUUUAGAUGUCAGACUAACCUGUUAAGGACACAGCAUUUUGGACAACGCCCCACACUUCUCAGACAUCAUUACACAUUAUGCAGUGUGUAAUGAUCAAAUCAUAGUAAUUGGAUGAAGGGUUUACUCAGGUGUAUAUUUAGUGGAGGUGGGAGAAAGUUUCCCACUGGUUUUUUUUGUCCUGAACCUUACCUUCCAGGACAAUGAGUACUUAAGUUCCAUGAUAUCUUGUUUCAUGCUACCAUCAGAAAUACAGGGCCAAUAAAUGAAAAAGAAAAAAUAAAUAAAAAAGAUAAAAACAAAAAAAGAAAUACAGGGCCAAUAAUGCUCUGCUUUGUCACCACCAGAUUACUAGGGUGGGCUGCUGGAGCUCAUGGUUGUUUAAAUCAAGAUGUUUUCAAUUGUGAGAAAUAGAAAGUCACACUCCAACUAG